CCUGCCCUCACCUCAGCCUGUAACCUGCAGUGGCCUGGUCCCGGGGGCCCAUUGUGGGGAGGUUGGGAAGUUGAAGAACACUCUGGCCUCCUCCAUCAUGUCGGCCAAGAGGGCAGAACUGAAGAAAACAAACCUGGUAAAGGAGAAACGUUGCUGGCCAAUGUGGGGCCUCUUUGAACUCUCACUGGAUGGAGUUGGGGGGUACAGAGAGUCCCCAACGAACCCUCGGCUUUUCUUUCUACCUUUGAGCAUGACGGGGCCUCUCAGGCGGGAAGGAGGGUGGGGAAUGGACCCCUGGGCUUGGGGUGGGAAGGACCCCCACCAGGAAAAGGAGCACCGAAAUGCCCCACCCCUAUCCCGGCCACUCCGGAGCCAUGACCCCAGCCAGGCCCGCAUCUUACCCGCGUGUUUAAGGCACACAAGAACCUCAUCAGAUAAAGGUAAUUAUCAUCCACAAUUUACAGACGAGGAAGUGAAGGCUCAGAGAAGCUAAAUAACGUGCCUAAGUCAACACAGCUGGUAAGGAGGGCAGCUGAGACUAGAAUUCAAGUCUGUCUGUCUACCUCCAAAGUCAAUGCUCCUGAAAAAAUACUUAGACGGCUUCCUUGAGUUAUCUUAAAGUGUCCCUGCCAGCCCUCACCCCCGCCAGCUCCCCAGGGAGAGGGCUGCCUGCCGAACAGGCAGGUGUCACUCAUGAGAGGAGUAGAGCAUGAGAAAAUGUGAGUUAUCUUGGCCCAGGCGCUGGGGGUAUGUGGGCCUGAGCCUAAGCGCAGUUGGACAGGCAGGGUCGGGUGGGUGGAGGGUCCUCCCCAGUCCUGAUGCCUGGCAGCCUGAAUCCCAGCCUCCUGUCUCUGCAGAACAAGAACUACAAGGCAGUUUGCCUGGAAUUGAAGCCAGAGCUGAUCAGAGUAAGAAGCUUGUUUGAGGCCAUACCGUCAGCCAGGCCUGAGACGCAUGAGGAGACAUAUGACUACAAAGGAGCUAAACAAGAAGGGCCAUGUACCAAACCAGGAGGGACAAAGGAGCUAAAGAAUGAACUCAGGGAGGUGAGGGAAGAGCUCAAGGAAAAAAUGAAGGAGAUAAAACAGAUAAAAGAUGUAAUGGACCAGGAAUUUGAAAAACUCCAGGAAUUUGUGGAGAUUAUAAAGGAAAUGCAAAAGGAUGUGGAUGAGGAGAUGGAUGUUUUAAUAAAUAUACAGAAGAAUAGCAAGCGGAAGAGAAAGGUGGCCCAGGAAGGACCCUUACGAACAAAGUCAGACCCUGACUUGGGACUUAGCCUCUCCAGAGCCCUGGACUGCAUGGGGCACUCCCAGAGCUCCUGCAGCACGCCCCAGCCCACGCUGCCCGUCGUGGAGGCCAUGCUCCAGAGUUUUCUACCCCUCCACUCCCCGUCCACACCCCCAGGCCUGCAGCUGCCCUUCUCAGCUCCGUGUUGGCAGCUGAGUAAUCCAUUAAGCUAACACACCCUGAUAUAUGGCAGAUUGAUCCUCCCAGGGACAUGUGUAUCUUUUCAAGAUUACCCAAAUUCACCUCUGAGUGGUAGAUUCCCAGACAGUGGGCUGGAGGGACGUGACAAUUUCAGGCUGUUUGUGUCGGGGGUGGUAUUUUGAGAGAAAGGCCGGAGCACCUGCCAAGGGGUGUCUCACACAGUCUCUUAGAGGAGCUGGCAGGAGGGACUUCCAGGGCGGGGGUGGGUGCUAGUAUGGAAAGGUCAUUGGCAAUAAAAGAUUUGCAGGUCAGAGAUUAAUCUCUCUGAGCAGUUUUGAGUGCGUGCGUGUGUGUGUGUGUGUGUGUGUGUGUGUGUGUGCAUGUGUGUGAUUCCCUGUGUGUGCUGGGAGAAGGCCAGAGGGAGAAGGCCAGUUUAGGGGAAAAGGAUGGACUGCAGGGCUGGAUGCAGGAGAACCACUGAGGUAGGAGAAAGGGCCUCCCGGGGCCGGGGCCUCACUGUGGCAGCACCAGGCCUGCCUCUGCAAGGGCCACCUCCCGGGAGCAUCGCUUGGCCGAGCACACUCUACAGAUUCUGGCCGCAGAACAGAAGGCUGUGCUGCCCGCUGCCCUGCACGGUUCCCUGAUGGCCAGAGACCUGCUCAGAAAGUCCUGCCUCGGCGGCUAUGGGCGGGCUGGGGUCUGGAGGGCCUGCUGGUGGGAGGUAAGGGGACACUAAGGGGGCAGGGAGGAUGGUGACAGGACCAUUGCAAAGGCAGACUCCUCCAUCGCAGCCACGGGCCACACAGCAGGCUUAACCAGGGUGCUUCGGGCUGAAGUUGUCCUUCAGAAUGAAUCUUGGGCAUCAGGCACAUUGCUUCCUCACUUCAGCUGCUCCCGAGGCUCCCAGAGGAUCCCAAACCUGCCACUUGUUAUUCCUCUGAAAGGGUCCACUGGCUGUGCAGGAAGUGAGGUGAGGAGGGAGGAAACCUCUUUGCUCACCAGGCCUUGGUACAACAGGAAGAGGUGCGUACCUGUCCACAUGGAAGGAUUUAAAGCUGGAUUUAAAGCCCUGCCUGGUUCGUUGUGGAAAUGUUUCCCCAGUUCUACCUCUCAAAGUCCCAGCCAUCAAUGGUGACAGAGGUCAAACUAGAGGUUCAGUCAGGGGAGGGUUCUAGAGUGCUGAUAACAUCCUAUUUCUUAAUCUGGGUGGUGGCGAUAUGGGUGUGUGCUAUGUAUAAAAAUUUAUGCAUCAAACUGCAGAUGUUAGAUGGUGCAGCUGCUUUGGAAGACAGUUCGGCAGUUCCUCAAAAAUUUAAUGGAGUUACCAUUAUGACCCAGCAGUUCCACUCCUAGGUAUACACCCCAAAGAAUCGAAAAUAUGUGCUACACAGAAAACGUGUGUGUGAGUGUUUAUAGCAGCAUUACUCAUAACAGCUAAAAGAGAGAAAUAACCCAAAUGUCUAUCAGCUGGUGAUGAAUGACAAACAAAAUGUGACCCAGCCAUACCAUGGUAUAUUACUCAACCAUAAAAAGGAAUGAUGUACUGAUACAUGCUACAGCAUGAAUGGUCCUUGAAAACAUUAUGCUUAGUGAAAGAAGCCAGUCACAAAAGACUAUAUAUAUAAUAGUAUGAUUUUAUUAAUAGGAAAAGUCCAGAACAGGGAAAUCCACCGAGAUAGAAAAUAUUGUAGAUUAGUGAUUGCUGGGGUCUGGGGGAGGGGGAAGUGGAGAAUGAGUGCUAAUGGAUAUGGGAUUUCUUUGGGGGUAUGAUGAGAAUGUUCUGGAAUUAGUUAGUGGCAAUGGUUAUACAACUCUGUGACUGUAUGAAAGAUGACUGAAGUGUAUACUUCAAAGGGGUGAAUUUUAUGGUGUGUGAAUUUUAUCUCAAAAACUGGAUCAGGCGGUACACUUAUGAUUUGUUCCCUUCGAUCUAUGAAUGUUAUACCUUAAUAAUAAUUUUUUUUAAUUUAAAAGUGAAGAUGCCACUUCUCUGUUGCUGUGGCUCCUGAUUUUUAAAAAAAGUCACAGCAAAAAUGCCACCUCCUCUAUGACGGCUCCCUCACCCCUGCUCUGAGCUCCUUUAGCAUUUAGUGCUGAUAUCCCACUUACUGCUUAUUGCUUGUAGAGCCUGGCCGCUCAGAGUGCGACCGUGGACAAGCAUCCCUGUAUCCCUCGGAGGCUUUUUAGAUGUGCAACAUUUCAUGCCCCGCGGACCUGCUAAAUCAGACUGCCUUUCAACAAGAUCGCCAGGUAAUUCGCACGCACAUUAAGAUUUGAGAAACACUGCUCUAGAACAGGGGUUCCCAACACCCCGCCCUGGCCGUGGAAAAAUUGUCUUCCAUGAAACAGGUCCCUGGUGCCAAAAAGGUUGGGGACCGCUGGUCUAGAAGGUUUCCCCCACCUGCCUCCCCCUCUACCUGCUGCCUACACCUUACGACUGUCUUUGUCUCUCCCCACCUAGUGAGCAUCAGCAUUUGUGGAUUCAGUGCUGGUGGCCUCAGAACUAAAGCCAAUACCUACUCUAACUCUAAGACCAGGAUAGAGAAACUGAAAUCUGGGAACACUUUGGUCAGAUAAAAGAAUAUGUCAACUUUGCAUGUCCAAAGUGAGGUCUCCAAAUACCAUUUCCCACCGAAAGGCAUCAGAGCUUUGGGAGAAAUGGCUGAUUCUAGGUCUAAGCAGAAAAUGUACAAGUCUUCUCAAGUAAUGUUUAAAAGAUUCAGGAGCCAACUGGAAGAGACUCCCGCUGAUCAAAAUGGGGCCACUUGGGCUUCCCUGGUG
Aethalodelphis obliquidens (Pacific white-sided dolphin) is the source of this 4209-nucleotide messenger RNA. It is a transcript of the gene TEX35, whose product is annotated as testis expressed 35. Gene Ontology annotation, cellular component: nucleus. Lineage: Eukaryota; Metazoa; Chordata; Mammalia; Artiodactyla; Delphinidae. The transcript is spliced from 7 exons. The record is from RefSeq and is a predicted model, not a curated record. The coding region runs from base 819 to 1460 and encodes 213 amino acids.